AAUAUAAAAAUUGUAAUAAACGGUCUGAGGAAUCUCGCAAAUCACUCCCACAUGUGAUAUGGCAGCCCCGCUGCUUCUGAGAAGCAUACCGUUGUUUCGCCACCGUCUCCAACCCCACCGCCUCGCCGUCGCCGCCACUUUACUAACUCGGCGUCCCUGUUCCACCCUGACUCGGCCUGAUGAGUACUGCUCCCCUACUUUACCCAGCGACACACUCUCUCGCGCAAAGAGCGAGUCACUGAGUCACCCGGCGAGAAUAGACGAUCCAGAUUACCGGAAGUGGAAAGAAAAAGAAAAAGAGAUACUUGAGGAUAUUAAGCCCCUCAUUUUGUUCGCUAAAGAUAUUAUCCACUCCUCCAGGUACAUGGACGGGGAGCGUCUGUCGGAAGAAGAUGAGAAAACUGUUUUGGAGAAGCUUUUAGCUUAUCAUCCACGUUCUGAAGAUAAAGUGGGAUGCGGACUUAAUUUCAUCAUGGUUGAUCGCCACCCUCAGUUUAGACAGUCGAGAUGCCUAUUCAUAGUACGGACUGAUGGAGCAUGGAUAGACUUCUCUUAUCAGAAGUGUCUUCGGUCAUACAUUCGACAUAAAUAUCCAUCUUACGCAGAGAAGUAUAUCAAACAACAUUACAAGCGUAGCAGUUGAUGCAUGUUUACGUAGGACUCCGCAUCCCUUAGCAUGUGAUGCAUUUUGGAAAUGCUGUGGAAUCAUCAUUAAUAGUCUUGGCUGGGCAUUAUGAAUGUUUUAGAGUUUAAAGCUUAAGAUGAUUAGUUAAUUACUCAUAUCACCUGGUGUCCAGACUAUAUGCCCAUAAUGUUAUGUGUAAAUAUCCUCUACUUACUGUCAAUCCAGUACUGUAGUUAAUAACAGAUAACUAGUGGUUUCUUAUAUUUACUUUGUGGGACGAGAAUGUUUGAAGCGAUAUUAAUGGCAUUGCCCCAUUUUUCUA
This is a messenger RNA of Daucus carota subsp. sativus, 947 nucleotides long. RefSeq names its product protein DCL homolog, chloroplastic. The record is from RefSeq and is a predicted model, not a curated record. Gene Ontology annotation, biological process: chloroplast rRNA processing; chloroplast organization. Bases 59 to 643 code for a protein of 194 amino acids. The transcript is spliced from 3 exons. Gene Ontology annotation, cellular component: chloroplast. Lineage: Eukaryota; Viridiplantae; Streptophyta; Magnoliopsida; Apiales; Apiaceae.